Carica papaya (papaya) is the source of this 891-nucleotide messenger RNA. RefSeq lists its product as uncharacterized. The record is from RefSeq and is a predicted model, not a curated record. Lineage: Eukaryota; Viridiplantae; Streptophyta; Magnoliopsida; Brassicales; Caricaceae.
AUCACUUUUCGUUAUUUUUCAAAGGGAUGCAAAGAAAUUGGCUCACAUCAGUAACGCAGAUGCUAUCUUAUUUUGGAUGGAGAGGCCGGCUAUCAUAUUGCUCUUCAUCUUGUCUGGGUUUGGAAUUGUUUUGCCGUCUCUAGUCUUGUUGCUUACCAAUUUAGCUUAUUUCUUAAACUUGAUGGAAAGGCGAAGAAUCGACCCUAAUCAUCCCACUGAUGGUGAUUUAGUGUGGUUUUGUGAAGAAAGGGUAGGAAUAGUACUUGCAGCUGUGUCUUGGUUGGGAUAUCCUGUGCUGGAGUCAGUGGCGAUCUCUCUGUUUUUCACCACAAAUUUGAUGUACAUGUUUAUACUACCAGUCUUUCAAUACUAUCAACACAUGGCUGCUUCACCAACUCAACGCACUAACUUCAAAAGAGGACAGACUAUCCAAAUGGAAGAACUGAAUGUAGAUAUAGAUUAAAGUGAUGACGAGCACCAAAAUCAGGAUACUGUUUGCAGUGACGACCAAGAAUUCUUUCUGACAGGUCCUGUGAAUCUGUUAGUCAGAACUUAGAAGAGAACAAUGUUGAGUUAAGGAGAGGGUUACGAUGAGAUACGUCUAAUCAUUUGGAGAAUUGUGACGAAGAAGAUUUUGAAAAUAAAUUAAAAGAGGGUCUUGAUCAAGAAGGCUACUUCUGGGAUUACCUCAACAAAGUGAGCAGCGAAAGCAGCAAUGACAAAAGUGACAGUCUCCAAGUAUUGCUGAUUGCUAAUAGAAUACUGGAGUCUGAGUGUCAAGUCAACCUAGGAUUAGCUUAAUUAAUUAUAAUUAUAGUUAAUAAUUUGUAAUUAGCCUAAUUAAUUUUCUUUUUCACUAAUGAACACUCACUCACUCUGACAUUUUUCCAA